Messenger RNA from Exaiptasia diaphana, 1872 nucleotides. RefSeq names its product cytochrome P450 monooxygenase gliC-like. NCBI's taxonomy places the organism in Eukaryota, Metazoa, Cnidaria, Anthozoa, Actiniaria, Aiptasiidae. The record is from RefSeq and is a predicted model, not a curated record. Gene Ontology annotation, molecular function: iron ion binding; heme binding; monooxygenase activity.
GUUUCAGAGUGCUGUCCAGUAUGUUACAGGUUCCAAGAUGAUGAUCACCAUUAGUGUGGCAAUCAUUGCAACAUCAAUUGCUUUAUUUUUGUGGAUAUACAAACGAUUCAAUCAGGUUUAUUAUUUGCGUACUGAGUCAGGUGAUUCCAUCCAUGGAACUGGGUUCAUGCCAUUCAAGCCAGCCUUAAUUGCACUGAAAGAUGCAAGCUUGAAACAAUUCGGAAUGUACUUGUUGCGAUUCUUUCCUGGACCUCCCAAACUUAUUAUUACCGAUCCGCAAAUUGCCGUCAAGUUUAUGUCCAAACAGAUCAAGUACGAACGCAUGGACGACUUCAGACUUGGCAGCGUUUUUCAUAGACUGUUUAGUCAGGCAGUUGGUGCAUCUAGUGGUGGAGCUCAGAAAAGAUUACGCAAGAUGUUUAAUGGUUGUUACAGCACAGAACAUGUAGAACAGAAUGUUGGCAUGAUGGAACAAGAGUGUAAGUUGUUCUUACAGAAGAUAGUACAGGACAAAAAGGGAAUCUUAACCAUGGAUGACAUGAUUCACCUUACAUUUCGAAUGUUGAUGAAGUUCACUUAUGGUCGUGAGAUUACAGACGAAGAGCUGCAAGAGCUGAUUGAGAUGAUACAAACAUUAAUUGAAGAUUCCUUCACUAAUCCGUUUGUGAAAUUUCCAUUAUACAAGUAUAUGCCUACAAGGAUUAACCGAACUCUUGCAGAGUUCGAAACUCGGUGGUUUCAGUUCAACAAAUGUUUUGAAAAACGCUUUGCCGAAGGAAAACUGCAAGAUUGUCAUAGCGUUUUUUACAAUAUACAAGAAAAUCUCGUCCAAAACCCAGGAGCAUUAUCACAAGAUGAGUUUCUGCAAACACUAAAAGAGGCAUCUCUUGCUARUGYAGAUAUCACUGCUGGUGCUACAGCAUGGCUAUUGCUUCAUGUAGCACUUUAUCAACAAGUGCAGAAGGAACUCAAGCCAAGAUCAUUAGCUCAAAAGUCUUUUAUUGAUUCUAAGGCAUCAAACCAAUUAAGUGCAGAGGUUGUUAAUGGGAUGGAUUUUCUCGGAAAAGUAGUUAAAGAAUCAGCGAGGAAAAGACCUGUAAUAGUUAUCAGUACUCCUGAGUACGUCACAUGUCCGAUGAUGAUUGGUGAUUUCCAGAGUCCGUCCAGUAUCGAAGUGUCCAUAGAUCACAUUGCAGUAAAUAGUGACAGGGAAGUAUGGGGCGACGCAGAAAUUUUCAAUCCCCGACGUUUUGAUAACGAAACACCGAGCAUGCGCAAAAGCCUCUGUCGCUUCGGUAUUGGCCCGCGAAGGUGUAUGGGAUAUCGUGUUGCUGACACCUUUAUGAAAGUCCUGAUGGUUACAUUGCUAGAGAAUUACACCAUCUCUUUGGAAACUCACGUUACUGGUGAUGAUGACAGCCUACCUGUAAAAAAUGUUGGACCAUUCUGUUACCCUUGUGUGACUUUUAAAGUGUACUAAAGUAAACACAUUGUCAUUAACAAAGAUUGAAACCAUAGCUAGUACAGGGGGACUCUAUUAACUAUAGUGCAACCAGACCAAUGGAACACUUGACCUUGUAGUAUUACUGAUACAAAUGAUUUUUGUCAAUAGGAAUGCAUGCAAUUAUACACGUGGUGUAUGAGGGACCAUGAAGGAAACUUGCUAUUUGGGACCCAUUCCUCUGAUGGCGUUUCAUGCAUGUAUUAGAUUAUUAUUAUUAUUUUUUUUUUGUCAUUUGAAAUCUCUAAGGAUUCUCCAAUCUUCACGGAUAACGUCUGCUAACGCUGGAAUGCUGUUUUUGCUGAAAUUUGAGUAAAAAAUAAGAAAACAUUAAACUGAAAACAUCCCAUGUUGUCUCUUUUAUUGUACUA